Messenger RNA from Knipowitschia caucasica, 543 nucleotides. NCBI's taxonomy places the organism in Eukaryota, Metazoa, Chordata, Actinopteri, Gobiiformes, Gobiidae. The record is from the annotation of a GenBank genome assembly.
AUGUCCAGGCAAUCGAACCGAGCCACAGACAACAAGAAAAUGAACUCUGAAUUGUUCACUUUAACGUACGGGGCUUUAGUCACACAACUUUGUAAAGACUAUGAAAAUGACGAGGAAGUCAACAAGCAGUUAGAUAAAAUGGGAUAUAACAUUGGAGUUCGUUUGAUUGAGGACUUUCUGGCACGUUCCAGUAUUGGCAGGUGUCAGGAUUUCCGAGAAACGGCUGAUGUGAUUGCAAAGGUGGCUUUUAAAAUGUACCUUGGGACUACUCCGAGUGUGACUAACUGGAGCCCUGCAGGAGAUGAGUUUUCUCUAAUUCUGGAGAAUAAUCCUCUGGUGGACUUUGUGGAGCUGCCAGACAACCACAGCACCCUCAUCUACUCCAACCUGCUGUGUGGCAUCCUGCGAGGAGCUCUGGAGAUGGUGCAGAUGGCUGUAGAUGUAAGGUUUGCCCAGGACACUCUGAGAGGGGACAAUGUGACAGAAAUUCGCAUGAGGUUCAUCAAAAGGAUUGAGGAGAACCUUCCGGCUGGAGAUGAAUGA